GUUUAUUUUUAAGGUUUCCUUCUUCUUUUUCUUAAUAUUUCAAAGCAGCAAUUUAAUAAUACAUUUUUGCUAUACAUCCAUCAUGCACCCAUCAAAAUUAAUGUCAGUUUACUUAUACAAAUGCCUUAUUUCAGUUAUAUUGUAUAUUUAUUAAUCAUUUUUACACUGUGUUUAUCCUGCAGACCAUCACUACAUCCCAUAGAACCAUAUCACGUAAAGUUAGUGGAAGAACAAGUAUACGCCCCAUUCGACGAUUGCAAUUUUACCAUUACAAAACCGAAAGUUGUCAUCAACCCCUAUAAAAAUCAAAUUAAAAAUCUCGUUCGACGAAAACCUUUUGGAUCGUUCUGUUUAAAGUGUGCUGCUUGCUUGGCUAUUGCCGACGAGAUGGUAAUGGCCAUAAAAUAUUCAAUAGAGUCGUUGCAAUUAGAUGAAAUCAGCAUAGAAAAAAUAAAUAACCAUAUAGCUCACGACUUAAAUUUACUUUCUGAAAAAGGUUUCAAAAAUUAUGGUUUAAAGAAAAUCAACAAUGAUUGUCUUGUAACAAAUAAAAUAGAUUGUACUGAACAUAUAAAUAGUGAGAUGGAUGGAAGUUGGACGAAAAAGUUGAGAGAAAUUUGUAAGCUUUUUAUUUCGUAUAUGGAUUUAGAUAAUAUUCUCAACGAUGCUGUCGAUGAUAUAGAUCAAUUGCCACAAAAAUUGUGCAGUGGUUCUGGAAUAUUUCGUGACUGUGUUAACAUCGAUUCAGAAAGAUACAGCGAACUUUUAAAAUCGUUAAGAGAAUGCGCUAAUUGUGAUUGUCCUGGUACAAUACGUAAUACAUAAUUUAUAUUAA
Psylliodes chrysocephalus is the source of this 835-nucleotide messenger RNA. NCBI's taxonomy places the organism in Eukaryota, Metazoa, Arthropoda, Insecta, Coleoptera, Chrysomelidae. The record is from the annotation of a GenBank genome assembly.